Messenger RNA from Mucor velutinosus, 1542 nucleotides. RefSeq lists its product as uncharacterized. NCBI's taxonomy places the organism in Eukaryota, Fungi, Mucoromycota, Mucoromycetes, Mucorales, Mucoraceae. The record is from RefSeq and is a predicted model, not a curated record. Gene Ontology annotation, molecular function: glycerol kinase activity. Gene Ontology annotation, cellular component: mitochondrion. Bases 1 to 1542 code for a protein of 513 amino acids. The transcript has 5 exons. Gene Ontology annotation, biological process: triglyceride metabolic process; phosphorylation; glycerol metabolic process.
AUGCCACAGUAUAUUGGAGCUAUCGAUCAGGGGACAACGUCCACUCGUUUCUUGAUCUUUGACCAAGCCGGAAAUCAUGUCACAUCACAUCAACUCGAAUUUGAGCAGAUAUAUCCUCGCCCAGGUUGGAUUGAGCAUGAUCCGUAUGACUUGCUGGAUUCCGUCAUUCGUUGCUCUGAUGAGGCAGUAAGAAAAUUCGGUAUGAUGGGUCAUGAUAUUACUGAUUUAAAAGCUGUCGGUAUUUGUAACCAAAGAGAAACAACACUAAUUUGGGAUCGUAAGACUGGUGAGCCGCUGUACAAUGCGAUUGUUUGGGGCGAUACUCGUACAAACAACCUCGUCAAAGAGCUUGCAGAGAAACAAACAGACUUCAAUGUGCAAGAAAUCUGCGGUUUGCCUAUUCACAAUUAUUUUUCCGCUGUCAAGGUGCGAUGGUUGAUGGACAGAAUUCCAAAGGUGAAAUUUGCUGUGGAGAAUAAUCGGGCCAUGUUUGGCACUGUGGAUACAUGGUUAAUAUGGAAUUUGACAGGUGGCAUUCAAGCUGGAAAACACAUUACUGAUGUAACAAAUGCAAGUCGUACAAUGUUCAUGAAUUUGAAAUCACGCGAAUGGGAUCAACGUUUGUUGGAUUUCUUUGGUGUACCUUCUCACAUUUUACCGAAAAUUGUAUCGUCUGCCGAGAACUAUGGAAAUAUGGCAUGGGGACCUUUGGAAGGUGUUCCCAUCAUGGGCUGUUUGGGAGAUCAGCAAGCUGCUUUGGUCGGUCAGAAAUGUUUCGAGGUGGGUGAUGCCAAGAACACAUAUGGCACGGGUGCUUUCUUGCUGAUGAAUGUCGGUGAAUCGCCUGUGCUCUCCAAGAGUGGUUUACUAUCAACCGUUGGCUACCAGUUCGGUCCUGAUGGCCCUGUUUCUUAUGCUUUAGAAGGUUCUAUCAGUGUUGCUGGUGCCGCUGUCAAAUGGCUUAGAGACAAUUUAGAACUGAUCAAGACUUCAGACGAUAUCGACGCUCUUGCAGCAAAGGUGAAAACAACAGGCGGUGUCUUUUUUGUUACUGCAUUUUCUGGUCUCUUUUCUCCCUACUGGCGUGAUGAUGCUCGUGGUACUCUAGUGGGCUUGACACAAUACACCACAAAAUGUCAUUUGGCCAGAGCCACAUUGGAAGCUGUAUGCUUCUCAACUCGCGCUAUUUUGGAAGCGAUGAAAGCCGAUGGAGAUGUGCCCUUGAAAAUGCUCAAGGCUGAUGGUGGUAUGUCAAAUUCAGAUCAGUGUAUGCAAAUCCAAGCAGAUGUUCUGGGUAUUCCAGUUAUCCGUCCUGGUAUGAAUGAUACAAGUGCACUUGGUGCUGCAUAUGCUGCAGGCUACGCUGCUGGUAUUUGGAAAGAUAUGAAGGAUAUCAAAAAGGGUUCUGUUGAUCGAGAAGAUGUGUUUAAUGCCAAGUGGGAUGAUGAAGACCGUGAACGUAAAUACAAACAGUGGGAGGAAGCUGUUCAAAGAAGUUUUGGAUGGACUGAUGUCUAUAAACCUGCUGAUCGAAUCCUGUAA